AUGGCAAAAAGAGUAAAUAAAUCCCCUGGGAAGAAACAACCGUUACCUAUUGUUGAAAUUGAAUCAACUAAACCAACGAAAUUAAAGGAGAAUCAAAAAAAACUAAAAGCAGAAAUUCCUUUGGAGUUGAAGCAAGAUUUCAUUAAGAUUUCUUCACGAUUUAAUAAGUAUUGUAAACUCCUAAUGGCGAUAAUUAUCUUUUAUAUCUUUGCUUAUCUUGGGGCGUGCCUUCAAGGGUUUCUUUUUAAUUUGGAUGGGGUAGUCACUACUCUCUUAAAAUCUCCUUUCGGUCAAAUAUGCUUUGUGAUUAAUAGGUCAAGUCUAAUGGAAGAAGAAGAAAAGGACCAAGUCAUCGAUGGUCUAACUGAAAUUAACGAACAAUGCAAGGAAACUCUAAAAAAAUUAGGGUUGUUGGCUCUCGUUAGCAAGUUGGGAAAAUUAUUGGAAGCAGCUUACGACAUAAUUAUUAAGAUUAGAGCGAAAAUAAAUGAGGUGCGGAAAAGAUUACAAAAAACUUACUAG
Molecule: messenger RNA, 522 nt
Organism: Cetraspora pellucida
Lineage: Eukaryota; Fungi; Glomeromycota; Glomeromycetes; Diversisporales; Gigasporaceae
Source: the annotation of a GenBank genome assembly